CUCUUUGUGGAGGUAAGUGCCCGCCACUCGCCACGGUUAAGCCGGGCAACGUGCAGGUGUGUGAUACCAGUCAGCGAGCUGCCGUGAUCCAGGACGGCCGCUUCUUCUCCCGUUCUUAUUAAGAGGACCUCAGGGAGGCCGAGAGGCUCGUAUAUAUAGACGGUGAAACGGUCUGCCAGAAGGCUGGAUAAACAGCGGCGUGAGGAGUGCAGGAAAAUAGCCGGGGCCGCUCUUCUCUGUCUCUUUAUACGCCGCGGCGAGGAGGCUGCAGGGAGGCAAAAACUAUCCGAGGGAAAUAAGCAAAAGGAAGAAGAAGACGAAGAAGAAGGUCACUACCCUUCCGAGAGCGGCAAGGCCAGCGGUGAGAUUACACGGAUUGCAUCGCUACAACGGACACUUGAAAACUCUGUCACAAUUUUGCCCGGACGAAGAUUGAGUCGUACACGCUAGUAGAAACGCACGCACGCACGCCUGAACGCAUGUAAUUCUCCUUAACGGAGGUUCGGACCUUCUGUGAUUAUUUGUGUCCGCAUAUCCGAAGUCUGCCUGAAAUCUAUAUCGCGAGUACGAUCCGACAGGAUCGGCCUUCUUUCUUGGCCCUUUACCGCAACGGCAUCGCUGAGUCAGCUGUUAAUCGAAACCGCUGAAAAUGAGGUGGGUCUGGAGAUGGCUGCUGUUAUUAGUGGCCUUAGGGGCGAUGACGAGUGGACUUCCGGUUCCCGACGAGAACGUGGACACGUCAACGGAGGUGCUGGGUUCCAGCGUCGUCACCUCCGUAUCCGUGGUAAUGGGAGAUGAAAACGGCAGUUCUGAGAAAGGUACUGAUAAAUCAGGAACCAAGAAGGUGACCAACGACCUCCCCGCUUCUACUAUCGACAUGCUGAAGCCCGACGGUUUCCAGUUUUACACAGUCGAUGAAAAGGGCCAACUGAUCACCCGCCAAAUGACCGACUCCGAGAUACAGAGCAUCAUCGCUGCCGGGGGUGGACCAUUUCCAAUUGAGACUCAAGACCCUGAGAAGACCGGAGAAAACAUAACUGGAGAAAUGAAGGUUGCUGACGUCGUUCAAAACGUGCAGAACGUGCUGAAGGAGGAGCUCAACAAGCCAGCGACGGUCAUGGGUACCAUGCCGACGAUACCUGGUCACGCGAACGCCGAAUGGAGCAGCAUUCUACCCUCAAUACUAGGAGGAGAGGCUGACUCAGCGCCCAUGACGGUACCAGAAGCCGAUAUGCCUGUGCUUUCCGUCCUUCCUGACCCAGAAACUGAGUCGAAUGUCAGCACGGUUGUGAAAAAGCCAGAAACCCCGGAAGCCUCUGCGGUAGCCAAGCCUCAGGAAGAGACUGCAAACCCAGCAGAUGACAAGAAGCAGUCUCCUGCUUCACCUUUGACUACUGAAGAUGCUGCAAAACCUGUCAAGGAGGAUUCUACAUCGCCCAAAAAACCAGAAGCGGCGAAAGAGCCUCAGCCAGUCCAGGAAAAACCCUCAGAGAAACCGGAAGAAAACCCAGAAAGGCCCAUGAUCCCAGUGCCUGUGAUAACGGCCGAUAGUGUCCACUCGACACCGGAAGCCCCGUCGACUACUGAGUCGAAGCCAGUGUACCAAAUACUGAACACGCUGUCAGCCGACGAAGUGAAACACGAAGCCGAAAAGAUUGAACCCAGCACUGUUUCCGAGAAGGAAUCUGAAAUUCCGAAAGGUGAACCGAAGAAGCCUGAAGUUCUUGAAAGAUUACCUGCCGCUGACAUGCCGAGCAUGACGACGCCGAAAACCAUCGAGAUGGAAGUGACGUCAAGCUUCGUCUCUGUACCACAAAAAGACUCUGAGAAACCGAUGACUGCUUCAGAUGUCAAAGUAGUUGAAGAAGUGGCGGAUUCCAGGCCGAUUAGCACGCCUCAAGGAAUACCCUCGAUCACUCUUGAAGCUCCUGCAGUCGUCCCGGAAGUACCUAUCAAAAUUAUGGAGUCUGUUGAAAAACCUGAACAAAAUAUUCCAGUGAAAAUUAUGGAGACUGUUGGACAGCCUGCACAAAAUGUUCCCGUAAAAGUUACGGAGCCUGUUGAACAACCUGCACAAGAUGUUCCCAUAAAAGUUACGGAGCCUGUUGAACAACCUGCAAAAGAUGUUCCAGUAAAAAUUAUGGAGCCUGUUGAAACACCUAUGCGAGAUGUUCCCGUAAAAGUUAUGGAGCCUGUCGAACAACCUACACAAGAUGUUCCGGUAAAAAUCAUGGACCCUGUCGAACAACCUACGCAAGAUGUUCCCGUAAAAAUUAUGGAGACUGUCGAAAAACCUACGCAAGAUGUUCCCGUAAAAAUUAUGGAGCCUGUUGAACAGCCUGUACAAGAUAUUCCAGUAAAAACUGUGGAGCCUGUUGAACAACCUACGCAAGAAGUUCCAGUAAAAACUAUGGAGCCUGUUGAAAAACCUACGCAAGAUGUUCCCGUAAAAAUUAUGGAGCCUGCCGAAAAACCUACGCAAGAUGUUCCCGUAAAAAUUGUGGAGCCUGUUGAACAACCUACACAAGAUAUUCCAGUAAAAACUAUGGAGCCCGUUGAAAAACCUACGCAAGAUGUUCCGGUAAAAAUUAUAGAGGCUGUCGAAAAACCUAUGCAAGAUGUUCCCGUGAAAAUUAUGGAGACUGUUGAAAAACCUACCCAAGAUGUUCCCGUAAAAAUUAUGGAGCCUGCCCAGGAAUCUGUACAAGAUACCCCAGUGAAAGUUAUAGAGCCUGUUGUAGAACCAGCACAAGAUGUUCCCGUCAAAAUUAUGGAACCUGUCGAAGAACCUGCACAGUAUGUUCCCGUUAAAGUUGCCGAGCCUGUUGAAAAGCCAUCAAUAGAGUCUGAUAACAAGGAGCCCCUUUCCACUCCUGAAGCAACAACUUCAGCUAUGACUAUGGAGCAAGAGAUGGUGAACAUGCUCCCUCAGUCGAUAGACACCAUAGUUAAAGAGCUCAUUUCAGAGAAUACGAAUGAUAUGACGAAGGGGACAACUGAUAGCCUUGAACCUGAAAAAUUAUCUGAUUCUGCAACUGUUCCUGCUCACGCGAAACUCCCUGCUCCUAAACCAGUUAUAAUUGAAGAUACGAAGAUGGAAGAAGCUGAUAUGAAGGACACCACAUCAACUGACAAAGUUCAAGGGACUGCUGAUUCAGCUACAAAGAAACCUGAAACUUCUGGAGAGGCAAAAAUAACUUUGGCCACAGAAUCGAAACCAGAAACAGUCUUCCAAAUGCUACCCGAAAUAACUCCCGAACCUACAACUACGAAAAUCGAACCUGAAUCUCCGGCACCUGCCGAAAAAGUUGAAGACGUUGAGCCUGCAAAAACGAAGACUCAUUCUGAAAUUUCGGAAACCACCAAGAAAACUGAGAAUUUACUUUCUGUUGAGUUAGUGGCACCGGCAACAGUCCAGCUGGAUGCUGAAGCAACUGAAAAAGUCGAUACCGUUGCUACUUCCGGUGACGCGAAUAAUGAUCUCGUAACUAAAACACCGAUGGAGACUGGGGUAAAAACUGAGCCAACUGCAGCUGCGGAGAAAAAACCAGAAACUAUGUUGAACGAAUUAGCGGACUCUGUAUCGAGCAUGAUAUCCCAGAUUUCGGAAACCAUGAAUUCCAUGGUCCCGAUUCCUGAGCAAUCGGAGAACAAGGAUGAGCCUGUGAAGCGAGUCGAGGAUGGAAUGAAGGAGGAAGCCACUAUGGUGAAGGUCGAGAUGCCGGAGUCGAUGGCUACAGUGACGAGCGAAGAAACUAAACCUGCAGUUCUAGAUUCAUCGAACAAAGAAGAUAUCGUAAAAACUGAGACAACCGAAACUGAAAUUAAAAUUGCAGCCAGUAACCCACCGACAACCUCCGAGGUAGCAUCCACUGAACCCGACCUGAAAAUCGAUUCGCAAAAGCCAGAGAUUCCAGUAAACAACAUGGUUUUACCUGUAGUUGAUGAUACUAAAUCUGCUAGCCCUGACGCACCUAAAGCAGAAACAAUUUUUGAAGGUGGUACCAACCCCAACAGAGCCGAGGCUGCAUCUGUAGUGGACGAUAAAACAGAAAUAGUAAAAACUUCUGUAGAGGAUCCUGAACCCAUAGCGAUUAAACCAGAAGCAGAGGAUGUGAUGACCGGGCAGGCAGUGUCGAAUCCUGUGGAGAAAUCUAAGCCAGAAGUUGUCGUAGACAAAAUGGAAGUUACAAUGAAUGAUGAAAGUAAAAAAGAAACUGCAACCGAAUCCAAUGGACCCUCGGACACAGAGACGCCGAUAGUAAGGAUUGACAUUGAUGAAGCAAAGCCGACAAAUUCAUUGAUCAUGGACAGUCCAAGCCCAACCGAGUCACCAGUUGUGAGGAUUCAGAUGAUGAAUCCCGUCACUACGAUCAAUCAGAUGAUCGACGCAGCACCUGCACAGGAUCCCUCAAUUGUCAACGUCGAGCCGAUUUCUUUCAACGACAAAGACAUGCAGACUUCUUCACCUCAAAACGUUGGAAGUGAUUUAAUCGCGGGUCCUCAACCAACGAAUCCAACCGAAGUAACAAAGCCUGAAGUUUCAUCCAAACCGGAAGUUGUACCCGUAGUAAAUCAGCUGCCUGAAAACACAGUGUCAACUGAUCAGGAGAACACCAAGUCUGAGCUUGAAAUUACUUCCUCUGUCAUUUCGAAACCCAAUGCCGAAAUUAAACCGAUGAAAACCGGUGACUCUGACGCCGUGCAAGCAGAAGGUAAGCCUCUACAGGCAGACAAAAAUGAGAAACCUGGAGCGGAGACACUAAAAACAACUGAGGAAUCGACAGAAAUGAAGCCAGAGAUUCAGGUCACGGAAGAUACUGCAGCUUCCAACGAAGACGUAACAAAAUUGGAAGCUCCCAUGGAACCGGUUCUCAUGACUGAAUCUUCAGAAAAUACUCCUGAAAAAUUGGCCCAAGAAAAUGUUCCGACUGUUAGCACGGAAACUUCUGCUAUGGUACCACCAGAAGUUGUUAUUUCUACGACCGUCGAGGUGGAGCCAAUUAAAGAUUUGCCUGAAACUAAACCUGAGUUAAUGAAAGACAAUGCUGCAAAACCACAGGUGCCUGAAGUGAAGCCUGAAAUGAGUGCUGAUUCAACUGAAACUGCAACUGACACAAUUAAAACCACAUCUGAAAUUAAAACCGAUUUUCUUUCAGACAAAACUGAAAGUAGACCGGAAGCAGUUGAAGCUCCCGAAACCACGACAAAAACCAUCGACAGUCCUAGUGACCCGGCUCAACAUAUGAUGAUCGUUGAAGGGGCUACAUCUACUGCUACACAAGUCAAUGCACAAAAGCCUGGCGAUAGUUCUGAUGUUUCUACGCUGGUAACAGCGAAUGGCGAUAAAAUGCCCGAAAACGCCGAGUUCGAUGGUUCGAACGAGAAAAUUGAGAUGCUGACCACACCAGCAAGCAAACCACUAGCAGUCGAAGCUUCCGCUGCCGAGACUGUUGAUGUAAAAAAAGACUCCGAAAUGUCCGAGGUCAAAGUGACCGACGAUUUACCCGCUGGACCUCAAAGCAGUGACGCGGUACAGGAUAUGAAAGAAUCUAGCAAGCCUUUGGCCAAGCCUGAGUUAGUUGAAACCCCGGAGCAGAAGCCUUCAUCUGAUGAAUUGCAGAAUUCUAAGCCAACUCUAGAAAAAAAACCGGCAUCAAGCGAAUUAGAAAAUCCUGUGCUUAUCGCAACUAUAGAGAAGGAGCCUUCAUCAAGCAAAUUAGACAAUUCUGAAAAUGUUCUAAUUGCAGAGAAAAAGCCUUCAUCGAAUGAAUCGGAUAAUCCUGUGCUGAUUGCAACUCCUGAAAACAUACCUCUUUCAAGUGAAUCAGAUAAAUUUGAGCCAGUAUCGACACUGGACGAGAAACCAUCGUCAAGUGACAAAGAUGUUUCCGACGAUACAAGCCCUAUGCAAGCGAAUGUCGAAAAAAUUUCAGUUCCGGCAGUAUCCCCUGAAAAACCUGAGGAGAAACCCGUUGUUACUGAAGCCGUAAAUGAACAGGACUCUACAAAGCCUACGGAUCUCUUAGUGAAAAUUGACGUUACUCCUGAAAAGAGUAAACCUGAAGUCCCUACGGUUACUGACUCGUCUAUGGCCAUGCCUGCUACAGAGAAGUUAGAGACGACAUCUGAAACCACAAAAGUUGAUGAUAAGAAGACUGCAGAGAAUCCUGAAAAAAUAGCUGUGGCUCCAGAAACUACAGUUGCCGCAAUGAAUUCGCCCGAAAAACCCCAAAGCGAUUCCGCAGUGAAACAUACUGACACUCAGCCUGCAGAAGCAGUAAGUACAAUUUUGUCGGAUUCGUUGUCCAAGGCUCCAGCAAACCCAGAAAUUCAGAUGGAUAAGGUUGAGACACCUGCGGUAUCGAAACCACAAGUACCGAAAGAAGACGAAGUGAAGAAAACGGCGAACAAAGUUGAAACUAAACUUCCGGAAGUAGCCACAAGUCCAGUAGUAAAAGUUGAAGCUCCAGAAACGAUGAAACCCGUAAUGAAGAUCGAAACAACUCCUCAAGCUACCCCGGAAAAUAGCCCCAUGAAAACACAGGAGGUUCGUGUUCAAGUAAAUGAGACCGCAGUACGAGUAACAAAACGUCCAGUUUCGCAAGAAGAUUCAAAGGUAUCUGAAAAUGAAAAGGAAAAAGUUAAGCCUACGAGUACUCCGGACUCGGUGAUUACAACAGUUGAAGUUGUGAGCCAGCCAAUUGAAGCUACAAAGGCACCGAGUGUUGAGAAGCCUGCCUCGGUCACCGAAUCGCAACAAAAACCGCAGGAGAGUGAUGAAAAGAAUCAGGUAACUGAUACCGCAACCAGUCAGGACGUGCCGAAGAUUGAUGAGAAAGUGAAAGAUUCCGAGUUAGGAUCUGUGCAGAAGAAACCGGUAGCAGAUCCUUACGUCAAGCUUGGUGAAGCACAGAAACAAAAACCUGGCAAUAACGCCAAACCAACGAAUCUAGACAACAAAAAAGGAGAGACCGAGGAUAAAUGGAGUCUGAUACCACAAAGCACACCGUAUCCCAUCCUUGAACAAACUGCAAAACCGAUUAUGGCAGAAGCCGCGUCGAACAACAAAAACGACGACGAAUCACAGCAUGUUUCUGUGGCACUGGAAGCGCAUCAAAGCGCCGUGAGUCUAGAUGAGAGUACUCGGCAAUUGGACAACGACGUCAGGAUGUUUUCAACCCUCUGCAAUGAGCUUUCGUUCAGCUUCUGGACCGCGACUAACAAAGGUCUGAGCACAGCCCGAUCCCUGGCUCUGUCCCCAUUCGGUAUGACGAGCAUGCUCGCCAUGAUGUUCCUUGGGGCCAGGGGCCCAACGUCUGGCCAGAUGAACGACAUCUUGAAGCUCGAUGACGUGGUGACGUUCAACCCUCAUCUCGUAUUUCAGAACGUGACCGAUAGCGUGAACCUCGCAAGAGGCCAGGGCAUCGCAAACGCUGCCUUCGUCAGGGAACUCUUCGCGGACCGAACAAAGGCCGGGAGGCUUCUGCCCUUCUACAAAGAGCGAGCCCAGCAGUUCUACGAUGGACACAUCGAGGAGGUGAACUUCGCAGCCAUCAGCGACCUCGUCAGGCGCAGAACGAAUCUGCUGAUCAGACGCCAGACUGGAGGACGGAUCCGCGACUUUGUCAAGGGCAACGUCAUGCCCCUCAGGUCACCGCUCGCUGCCCUCUCUGCCAACGUCUUCCAGACCGACUGUACUGGCGCCAGUUCCGAAGGCAGAGACGGCGAAAUGUACUUCGCAGUUCUGCCUGCGGUGAGACAGAGGAAGCUCAUUCCGGUACCCGCGACAGUCUGGAGGUCGGGAGUACUCGCUGGAUACGAACCGGGACUUGAUGCUACCGUCGUGUCCAUCGGUGGUGUCAGCGACUUGGUCUCCACAAUCUUCCUUCUGCCUGGCCAACAGGGUCUCGCCGCACCCGGCGACAGUCUUGAUCACCUCGAGCGAAGACUUAUUGAAGGGGCUUUCACAAAGGGGACGUGGAACAGACUACUCAAGGUCCUCAUACCUAGGAUGGGUCUUGAGGUUCAGGUUCCGAAGUUUAGUCACCGUUCCAUCGUCAACGCCACGGCUGCCCUCAAACGCAUGGGGCUCGACGAACUUUUCUCCACAAACGCUGACCUUAAAGGCAUUAAUGGAGUUGGGAACGAUCUCCAUCUUGCUGAUAUGCUUCAAAUCAAUUUGUUCAGCACCUGCGGUGACGAGGCAAUAAACGGUGGUCGUCAUCACAUUGAAAUAUACCCAGCCGGUCCGUUGCGAGGAGCUCGCAUCGUGAAAAACAACACCGAAAGCAGGCCAGAGGAUCAUGAAGUCGAGUUAAAUCCAAGCGAGGAUGAAGCCGAGCAUGAAACGCGAUCCAGGAGAAGCGUAAGCGUGGCGGAAUACGUCCAGGAAUUCCACAACAUGGAGAAGAGGUCGGUGUCUCAGUCGAACGAGGAAGAAUUGCUAGCAGGCAACGAGAACUCCGAGGAAAGGUCGGAACGUGCCUCGAGUAAACUGAGAGAGCCACUAGGAAGCAAGGCGAAACAAUCUAGUAGACCACUGCUCAAAUUGGACAGACCGUUCUUGUACUUUGUGAGACAUAAUCCAACGGGGAUGAUCCUUCACAUGGGACGCUUCAAUCCACGCCUAAUGCCCUAGGAAUGGAGAAAUGUUUCACACGGUUUGCAGUGAGGAACGUACAGUUUAAAUUGUAGUACGUUCACCGUCGUUAUUUUAUAUUGUGGAUAUAUAUAGUAUAAAAAGGACACGGACGGACAGACGGACGGAAUGAUCCUAGAUUCGAGGUCUGCCCGAACGAAGGCAAUUAAACCGAUGCUCAUACUCGGGGCUCGAUUUUUGCAACGUGAGAACUUGCAGACAGGACGAAUAAUCAUUUGUAAAUAUAUAUAAAAUUAUUAUAUAUUGUAUGCAGAUAAUCGACUCGCUCAAGAGUUUGCAGGUUAUGGUACUACUAGUUGUAUUUAUUCAUUGACGCAGAACUAGGAUGGGAUAUCGUUUUUUUAUAAUUAUAAUUCAUAGCAAAUUUAACGAUAAUUGAACGUUUCCCCCCAGUUCCGUGUCGAUACAUACGCACGUCUCAGACAAGAUCAAAACCUAAAUCUUAAUCACGGUCCAAACUACGAAACAAUUUUAUAUGAUACGACUGUAAUUAACUGUUCCAUUUUUGGUGUUUUUUAUUUAUUUUAUUUUUUUUUUUCUAUUUCUUGUGUUGUAUUUAUUUACAAAUGAGCAAUCCUAUCGAAUUCAUAUCGCACUAAACGACAAGAGUGAUAGUUGAAAAUUUUUUGUAUUUCUUUUUGUGCUUGGGCUCUGAUUGACAUUGUUAUACAUACGUACAUUAUAUAUACAUAUAGUAUAAAAUAUAAAUAUACAUUCUAUGACUAACAAAGAAGAAUAAAAUGAUAAUAAAUACCUAUAGUAUAAACUUGAAGCAUACUUAUUAUCGAUAAUUAGUAUACGCACUUACAUUAUAGCCUACUUAUACAUACAUGUAUUUAACCGCAAAGUAUUAACAUGAAUGCAGAUGAUCACGCGCUGUGUAUUUGUAUAUUGCAUUUUGAUACGGAUAUGCAGUGCACAUAUAAUCAACUAUACUCGCACGACUUUGAAAUUCAAGUACCUACUCAAUACGCACGCGCAUUACGUUUUUAUUCGAAACACAGUGUUACUUGGAAAUUGAAAAAUGAAAAAAAUGCACGAAAUUGCGAUACCGCUGCUCGUAACAUUACUUUACGCUACAGCAGCGGACUCUGUUUUCCUUCCUUCCUACUCGCUAUUUGUAUUAUCUUUUUAUACCAUCGCAUCGCCGAUAAACACGAUGAUACGGAAUCGCGUGAAACUCGGUCAGAUAAAUGUAACAAGUAAAAUAAAAUCGUGUACCAAAAUAUUACCCGUAUACAACGGUCUAUGUGAAGUGGUAAUGAUAAUGAAAUUGAUAAUAAUCACAAUAAACACUUUCUCAGAUCG
Molecule: messenger RNA, 9970 nt
Organism: Neodiprion virginianus
Lineage: Eukaryota; Metazoa; Arthropoda; Insecta; Hymenoptera; Diprionidae
Product: titin
Exons: 5
Coding region: 650-8641 (2663 amino acids)
Source: RefSeq, a predicted model, not a curated record